CGAUACCCGACUGCGCUCAUUUGACUCUCUGUCGCACAGGAAGAGAAGACUGAACCUGUGCUUGGGGAUUUAGACUUGAUUUUGGCAUUAUCAAAGUCGCCGUGAACUACAGAAGAAGAAAAAAAAUCUUAUGAUUGAAGACAAAGGGAGGAUAUCAUUCUAAAGAAGCUUCAUCUGACGUAUCUUGCAGCAGGCCCUGUUACAGUGUGUCUCAGAAACAACAACAUGACUGAAGUGAUGAGCAUGGCAGACGUGUCAACAGACAUGAUGCAUAUAAACAACACAAAAAACAACGAUACGAACGAUAUAGCUGAUGAUAAUGAUACAGAGAACACAAUCAACGAUGAGGAAACAUGUGACGUGAGCAUGUCUGAAGAAGUGGAGAUAAAGAGUGAUGCAGAUGAAGCAAAGAAGACCAACUUACCAGAGAAGAAAGAGCCAAAACAGGAGACAAAGACCACCGGCCGGACGAGAAAACGAGAGAGGGUUUCAAAAACGAAUGAGGAAAACAUCAACCAAGUGGAGAAAGAUGAAGAAGAGGAUGCAUCGCAUGAUUUGACAAAUAUGUCAGAGGUGGCACUAAAACAAGAGAAACUGCUUAAAACAUCUAAGCCUGUACAGAGAAGUUAUAUUCCCAAGUUGGGGAAAGAAGAUGUGAAGAAUAAGUUUGAGUCCAUGCAGAAAGCUAGAGAAGAGAGAAACCAAAAGAGAAGUCAGGAGGAGCAAAAGAAACGCAGAGAGCAGUACGUUAAAGAGAAAGAGUAUAUUCGCAGGAAGCAAAUGAUAAAGGAACUGCUCGCUUCUAGUGAUGAAGAGGAAGAGGUGAAGCCGACGAAGACAGAGAAAUCGUAUGUUCCUAAGAUUACAGGCAGCGUGAAGGGGAAGUUUGCAGAGAUGGAGAAACAAAGGCAGGAGGAGGAGCGGAAAAGAACAGAAGAGGAGAGAAAGAAGCGAGCUGCACAGGAGGCCAUAGAGAAGGCCAAGAUUCAGAAAGAGCUGGCCAAGAAAGCAGAGGAGGACGGCGAUGACAGUCUGUUGGUACGAGUGGUGCCUAUAAAAUCACAGAAACAACCGGGAAAGAUUAAGAUCAACUUUGAGGACCUGGAGAAGAACAGAGAAGAGGAACUAAAGAAGCGAACUGAGGAGGAAAAGAAGAAAAGAUAUGAUGAAAACCGGCGGUCUUUCAGAGAGGCCAAGCGUCACUCCAUGAUUGAACAGGUGGACGAUGCAGAUUCUACUCCCAAGGAGAAGGAGCCGGUGACCCCUGGUAAACUGCAUCUGACCUUUGAAGAACAGGAGAAGGAGCGACAAGAGCAGCAGAGGAAACAGGCAGAGGAUGAGGCCCGACGCAGACUGGAGGAGGAAAGAAAAGCUUUUGAAGAGGCCAAGCUGGGCAUGGCCCAGGAUGAUGAGGAUACUCAGGAUCCCAAGGAGGAGAAGGAAGAAUUCAGACCUGGUAAACUUCGUCUCAGCUUUGAAGAGCUGGAAAGACAGAGGCUGGAAGAGGAACAUAAGCGAGUGGAGGAAGAAAGGAAAAGACGCAUUGAAGAAGAGAGAAAGGCCUUUGCUGAGGCCAGAAAGAGCAUGGUUGUAAAUAGUGAUGAUGACAUCCUGCUGGCCAUGAUGAACUCAGAUGGGACUAAACCCGGGAAGCUGGCCAUCAGCUUUGAGGAUUUGGAAAGACAGAGACGAGAAGAAGAGCAGAAAAGGAAAGAGGAGGAAGCCAAGCGACGGCUGGAAGAAGAGAAAAGACUUUUCGCAGAAGCUCGCAAGAAUAUGAGCCCUGGAUUGGAUCAGGAUAAUUUGACUGGAUAUGGAGAUACAGAAGUGCAGGAUGAUGAUAAAAAUCUGGUGAGGACAGAGUCACAGGAAGCAAUGCACCCAGGUAAACUAGAAAUCAACUUUGAGGAGAUGCUGAAAAUGAAAGAGGAGGCAGAGCGAAAACGCAAGCAGGAGGCCAGACGCCAGAAAAUGGAGAUGGAGAAGAAAGAGUUUGAACAGUUGCGACAAGAGAUGGGCGAGGAUGAGAUCAAUGAAAGCUCUGAGGUGGUGAGCACCGAGUACGAAGAACUAACAAAGCUGAAGCGAACCGGCUCCAUCCAGGCCAAAAGCCUGAAAUCUAAGUUCGAGAAGAUCAAACAGCUCACAGAGGAGGAGAUCCAGAAGAAGAUCGAGGAGGAACGAGCAAGAAGGAAAGAAAUUGAUGAGAAAAUCAAGGAGAGGGAGGCAGAGCGCUGUCAGGAGGAUGAAGAUGAGGAUAAAACAACUCCAGCUAAAGCAGAGGACGUCCCGUUCAGGCAGAAAGUGGACAUGCGUGCACGUUUUGAACAAAUGGCCAAGGCCAGAGAAGAAGAGCAAAAGAAGAAGAUCGAAGAGCAGAAAUUGCAAAGGAUGCAAUUUGAACAACAGGAAAUUGACGCGGCCCUUCAAAAAAAAAAGGAAGACGAGGAGGAGGAAGAGGGUAGCAUCAUUAACGGCUCCGCCGCCUACGAAGAUGAAGAGGAUCACGCCAGGUCGGGCGCUCCGUGGUUUAAAAAGCCCCUUAAGAACCAAUCAGUGGUAGACGCAGAGCCUGUGCGGUUCACAGUGAAGAUCACAGGAGAACCCAAACCAGAGGUCACCUGGUGGUUUGAAGGUGAGCUGCUGCCGGACUCUGAAGACUACCAGUACAUUGAGAGAGGGGAGACCUACUGCUUGUACUUGCCGGAAACGUUCCCCGAGGACGAAGGAGAGUACAUGUGCAAAGCCGUCAACAGCAGAGGAACUGCCGCCAGCACCUGCAUUCUCACCAUUGAAACUGAGGACUACUGAUGCUCUCCUUCUCUGGAACUUUCCCAGACUUUUAUUUUUUCCUAUAUAAAAGUUCAUUUCUGAAGGUAGGGCCAAAAACAGGAGUUUUUUUUUUUCAUUCCUCCUGAAGAUAUGCUCAAUGAUGAGGUGCAAUCUGUUGUUUACAUUAGAUGCUGCACUCACGGUUAACAAAACAACGACAACAAAUCCAUAUUUGGGAUGAAUUUGUGCCAAAAACACAGAUACUGUUCCCAUGAUCUUCUAGCAUAGAUACAUAGCAUAGCUGAAAAAGAAAUCCAGUUGAUUAAAUCCAGUUGAGUAUGUUCAAAAUAAAGCCACCAUGUCACUGAGGAAGGAUUUCAUACCCAUGUAACUGAAUGAAAGAGAUGUUAAUUAAGAGUUUGAUUCAGUGUCUGUAAAGGGGCUGUGGUCAUAAGCACCUCUAUUCAGACUUUUUUUCACAUUUUGAUCUGAGUAUUUAAAGUUUUGAAUAAAAUGUACACAUGGAGCUUUCAUAACCCCAGCUGUUUCUAUGUUAAAUUGUAGUGAGUAAAUGAAAUGUAUGGACAGUGUAUGUAGGUUAGCAAAAGGUGAUUUUAGGUUUUAGGCAGAAUAUUUGUGUAAUGUACAAAAUUAUAAUAAAAUUCAUGAAACUGAA
This is a messenger RNA of Carassius gibelio (silver crucian carp), 3448 nucleotides long. RefSeq names its product nexilin (F actin binding protein) (gene nexn). Gene Ontology annotation, cellular component: plasma membrane; axon. Bases 226 to 2811 code for a protein of 861 amino acids. Gene Ontology annotation, biological process: dendrite self-avoidance; homophilic cell-cell adhesion; axon guidance. The record is from RefSeq and is a predicted model, not a curated record. Gene Ontology annotation, molecular function: cell-cell adhesion mediator activity. The transcript is spliced from 14 exons. NCBI's taxonomy places the organism in Eukaryota, Metazoa, Chordata, Actinopteri, Cypriniformes, Cyprinidae.